GUGUAUUAAGCUGACCAAAAUAAAAAGACCCUUCCUCUGUCCUAAAGUCUAAAAUUACUCCAAAUAAAUACAACAAACUGCUCCCAUUUUAUUAUCUUUUUUAUUUAAAUUUUUUAUUAAGUAUCUAUUUUUGUUGUUUUGCUUCCAUUCUCUUCCCUUACAUAAGAAGAUUCAAAAUUUGCAACCUUACCUUAAACAACAACAACUACAACAUUCAUUCAUUUCAUUCCAAAUCUUCUUUCUUUUCUUCCCCUUUACAGUUGUUUGCAUUCUCAACUGCUUGCUUCAACCUCUCUUCUCAUGGCGGGUCGCUAUGACAGUAACCCCUUCGAUGAAGAACAAGUCAACCCCUUUUCUAAUCCUGGAAGUGUUGCUCCUGCCACAAAUUCAAGACUUGCACCUCUUAAUGCUGAACGUGCUGAUUAUGGUUUUGGGGCCACAGUUGAUGUACCUCUUGAUGCUGCAUCAACGGAUGUGAAAAAGAAGGAAAGGGAACUCCAAGCGAAGGAGGCUGAAUUGAGAAAACGGGAACAGGAAGUCAGACGGAAAGAAGAAGCCAUUGCACGAGCUGGAAUUGUUAUCGAGGAGAAGAAUUGGCCACCAUUUUUCCCAAUUAUCCAUCAUGAUAUCGCAAAUGAAAUUCCAAUUCACCUUCAAAGACUUCAAUAUGUUGCAUUUUUUUCGUUGUUAGGGUUAGUUUUAUGCCUUACAUGGAAUGUUGUAGCUGUCACUGCAGCUUGGAUUAAGGGAGAAGGUGUAAAAAUAUGGUUUCUUGCUAUUAUAUACUUCAUAGCUGGAGUUCCUGGAGCAUAUGCCCUGUGGUAUCGUCCAUUAUAUCGUGCAUUUAGGACUGAUAGUGCUAUUAAAUUUGGAUGGUUUUUUCUGUUUUACCUGCUUCACCUCGGGUUCUGUAUCUUAGCUGCAGUUGCUCCUCCUAUUGUUUUCAAAGGAAAAUCCCUGACAGGCAUUUUGUCAGCCAUAGAUGUGAUUGGUGACUAUACUUUGAUUGGGAUUUUCUACUUUAUUGGAUUUGGAUUAUUCUGUCUUGAAACAUUGAUCAGCGUUUGGGUUAUCCAGCAAGUGUAUAUGUACUUCCGUGGCGGUGGUAAGACUGCUGAGGUGAGGAGGGAAGCUGCACUAGGAGCAAUGGGAGCCGCUCUACGAUGAUGAAGCACCUUGUGUUCAGUUGUGUUGUAAAUUACUUUCGAUAGAAAUUGCGAUAAAUAUAUUACACCAAGAUUUUUUGCUGUUUUUGUUUAACAUGCUACCUGUUACAUGUGAUUUGUUAAUGUAUAUUAUCUGCAGAAAGUGUAGUAGACAUUAAUUGGUUGGUAAAAGCAUGCUACAUUUUAUUGAGUUAUA
Molecule: messenger RNA, 1362 nt
Organism: Trifolium pratense (red clover)
Lineage: Eukaryota; Viridiplantae; Streptophyta; Magnoliopsida; Fabales; Fabaceae
Product: secretory carrier-associated membrane protein
Exons: 12
Coding region: 301-1167 (288 amino acids)
Biological process (GO): protein transport
Cellular component (GO): recycling endosome membrane; trans-Golgi network membrane
Source: RefSeq, a predicted model, not a curated record